Molecule: messenger RNA, 6995 nt
Organism: Haliotis rufescens (red abalone)
Lineage: Eukaryota; Metazoa; Mollusca; Gastropoda; Lepetellida; Haliotidae
Product: pyruvate dehydrogenase phosphatase regulatory subunit, mitochondrial-like
Exons: 18
Coding region: 521-3214 (897 amino acids)
Cellular component (GO): mitochondrion; mitochondrial matrix; cytoplasm
Molecular function (GO): oxidoreductase activity; protein binding
Source: RefSeq, a predicted model, not a curated record
UAGCUGGAAUAGUGCUGAGUGCGGCGUUAAACAACAAACAAACAAACAACAGGUAACCCGGACUGUGGUAACUCCUGUCACGCAGGUAAGGCAUGGUGGCAAAGGACGGACUAUGCUCGGGGGAAGAUCCGGAUCAUGGUAGUUUUUUAUAAUAGGGUAAUGAAUUCGUUGCCACAACCACAUUAAUUCUACUUUCUGACUUGGUAAUCGUGAACAUUACAUACAUUAAUUUAGCUGGGUGUUGUGCCGUUUCGCCGUUAGGGACAGACCACGCAGCUGAUCCUAAUAUUGUCUCCGUUUAAAUGGUGGAAGUUGGCAACCCUGUACCCAUACCACCCACUGCCGAUCACGGAGGACACCAGUGAAGGCCCACACGCAUAGCACGGUAGACACGUCGGGUCAUACCAAGCAAUGGAUUAAUGCAAUAGAUGAUCCCACACAAGCAGCCUUACCUUGAUGGGAUAUCGCUGAGGACUGUGAGGCAGAGUGGAGCUCAAGCGCCAGGAUCCUGACUAUCAAGAUGUAUCAAGGCUCUCUGUCCAGAUGCUGUUCACUAACAAGGGCAUGGAUCCCUGCACCCAGAGCUGCAAGCAGGAAAUGGUCUGUGGAGUGUAUCACGAAGCAAUAUGUAGGGCUGAGCAGUGGGACACUAGACAGAAGGAGGUACUGCACGGGCGUGUCCUCCGUACCCCAGACAGCUAGGGUGGUCAUCUGUGGCGGCGGUGUAGUGGGGGCCUCCGUGGCGUACCACUUGGCGGAGAGGGGCGUGACGGAUGUUCUGCUGCUUGAACAGGGAAGAUUGACAUGUGGAACAACAUGGCACUCGGUGGGUCUGAUUGGCUGUGUUCGGUCCAGCGUGACGGACACCAAGUUGGUCAACUACAGCCGGAGUCUGUACAGGAAGUUGGAGGCCGAGGGUCAUGGCAUGGGAUGGAAACAGUGUGGCAGCAUCUCCCUGGCUCGGACCAAAGACCGAAUGACAGACCUGCGGCGGAAACAAGCUACCAGCAGAUACGGUGGAGUGGAAUCCCACAUUGUGAGCCCAUCAGAGAUCAGCGACCUCAACCCUCUUGUCCGCCAUGAUGACUUAGUGGGAGGCUUGUACAUCCCAGAAGAUGGCGUCACCACAGCCCCAGAUGUUGCCAUGGUGAUGAGUGGACUGGCAAAACAGAAAGGUGUGAGGGUGCUGGAGGGUGUGCAACUUGACAGAAUUCUCACCAAGAAUGAUCAAGUCUAUGCUGUGGAAACAUCCCUUGGCACAAUCAACUGUGAAUACUUCGUGAACUGUGGAGGACAGUGGGCUCGCGAGGUUGGCAAGAAGUCGUCCCCGGAGGUGAAGGUCCCCCUGCACUCCUGUGAACACUACUACAUCGUCACCAAGCCUAUUGAAGGCGUACCCAACGACAUGCCAGUUAUUCGGGACUAUGACGGCUACACCUACUUCCGGGAGUGGAAUGGGGGGAUUCUGGCCGGGGGGUUCGAGCCGGUGGCCAAGCCUGUGUUCACUCACGGUAUCCCAGACAAGUUUGAGUUCCAGCUGCUGCCGGAGGAUUGGGACCACUUCCAGAUCCUGCUGGAUGAGAUCCUGCACCGGAUUCCCUGCAUGGAGACAGCGGAGGUGAGGCAGAUGAUCAAUGGCCCCGAGAGUUUCACACCCGACUCCAACUGGAUCCUGGGAGAGUCAGCUGAGGUUGCCAACUACUUCGUGGCAGCAGGGAUGAACUCCCGGGGGAUUGCUGGAGCUGGGGGUAUUGGCAAGUACAUGGCAGAGUGGAUCCUGGACGGGGAGCCCAGCAUUGACCUGUGGGCACACGAUGUCCGACGCUUUGCUGGUCUCCAUAACAACAAGCGGUUCCUGCGAGACCGAGUCAAGGAAGUCCUAGGUGCCCAGUACUCCCUCAACUACCCCCGACAGAUCGAGUACAUCACCGGGCGGCGGCUGCGGACCUCCCCUCUGCACACGCGGCUGGAGGUGGCCGGUGGGUACUUCGGGGAAACCAUGGCCUACGAGAGAGCUGUGUGGUUCGCCAGGCUGGGACAAGAUGAGGACAUUGACUCCGACACCAUCAGCCACCGCGGAACAUUCGGGAAGCCGACGUGGUUCGACUGCGUCCAGGACGAGUACUGGGCGUGCAAGGAGAGGGUCUGCCUCAUUGACAUGUCAUCAUUCGCCAAGUUUGUCAUCAAGUCUGCAGGGAGAGAGGCAGUGGACUUCAUGCAGUAUCUCUGCUCCAACGACAUUGACCAGAACAUCGGCAACAUCAUCCACACUGGGAUGCAGAAUGAAAGGGGAGGCUUCGAGAAUGACUGCAGUAUUGUAAGGAUGGAGGAAAACAGUUUCUUCAUGAUCUGCCCAACCACCCAGCAGACCCGAGCGUUGGCAUGGUUACGCCACCACCUGCCACCAGAUGGCUCUGUGCAGGUGGAGGACGUGACGUCCAUGUACUCUGGGAUCAACAUGAUUGGUCCACAUGCCCAGCAUCUCCUGGCCGACGUGUCCGACACGCCCACUGACAAGAACGAGUUCAAGGCAAUGACUAGUAAAGUUAUCGACGUGGGCUACGCCAGUGGAAUCAUCGCCAUGAGACUCACGCAUUCUGGGGAGGACGGCUUCAUCCUCUACAUACCCUCUGAUUAUGCCAUCCACACUUACGACACGCUGAUGCAGGCUGGGAUUGAUUACGGAGUGAGGAAUGCUGGGUACUACGCCAUGCGACACUUGCGCAUGGAGAAGUUUUUUGCGUACUGGGGCUUGGACAUUAAUGCCCAGACAACCCCCAUGGAGUGUGGCCGGGAGUUCCGUGUAAACCUGGAGAAAGGUGACUUCAUUGGCCGAGAAGCCCUCAGGGAACAGAAGGAGAACGGCAUCACAAAGAAGUUUGUACAGUUCCUACUGGAGGACUUUGACGUGAACCGCGACCUGUGGCCGUGGGGUGGCGAGCCGGUGUACCGGAACGGGGUGUUCGCGGGGCUCACUACCACCUGCGGCUACGGCUUCACGCUUGACCGGAUGGUGUGUCUGGGAUACGUCAGUGACUUUGACGAGGACGGCAGUCCAAUACUGAAGAAGAACAUGAACAAGUUUGUGAUGGAGAAAGACGCACACUAUCAGAUUGACAUUGGUGGGAAGCGGUACUCAGCCAAGGCUGGUAUCUACACCCCGAAGUUGGCCAUGUCCACAGUGGAACCAUCCUUCAUUCCAGUACCGGUGUGACCAACUACCUCACGGUCCACUCUCAGAGUCCACUCUCAAAGUCCACUCUCAGGGGCACCACAAACUCAACUCUCUCCAAACAAUGGCAAUCUCUGUACAUUGACAGUCUGCUGUGUACCAGAUAAGCAGACACACGAUCUCAUUGCUAUUGGCAUCCCAAGGUUUGAUUAUAGUGUGUUUCUCCUCGUUUACUUCUCCAUGUUAGUUCUUGCAUGAACACAUUGUGUUUGAACCAUGAUGGUUAUGGCACAUACCUGGGGAAAUAUGUCAACCUGCUCAAGACUUCUGCAGUUCUGUAGGAUCAUUGUAUAGACAGCACUUUUCUUUUCUUGAAGCAAGGAUGUAAUUACAUCCCUUAUCCACGAAUUUGUGAUCAGAGACAUUUUUAUUCAUAAGGUAUUUCCUUACACUGACAGAUCUCUUGACUGCUACAAUGUACUGCUGGUAUGAAUAUUUUGCAGGGUAACCAUGGUAACUAGGUUCUGUAUAUUACAGACUGACCGUGCGGUAGAUAUACUACUCAAAAGAAGUCAAAGAGCACCAAUUUCUUCAUGUGAUUAUAACGUGUGUUAGUUUAUGAUAAAACCCCAGUUUUCAUUUCAAUUUGCAAUGAAUGCAGUCUGUGCCAAAAUACUUUCAGGUCAGUUAGCGCCGCUUGUCUGUCAGAGACUUUCAGUGCACCAACCAAAGAGAUUACUAGACCUGGGCCCACUUGCACAAAGCGAUCUUAGCGCUACAACUACUGUAAGCCUAUGUUAUGUAUGGGAGUUACGAUCAUCUAAGCGCUAAGAUCGCUUUGUGCUAGUGGGCCCAGAAGUUGAACUAGAUUCCAGCUUUGUGCUAGAUGCCGAGGACACAGACUGUGGAUGUUUGUGAGAUUGUAUACAGUGUGACUGCUGCCGACCGGACACCAGUAUUUUACCAGUAUGUUGAAGUCAGUCAGUGCUGUGGAUGAUCGGUGUUUUCCUACGUUUGAUGGAUGCUCUCACAUCGACCUGAUGAACAUAAAUAGUGGUAUAAGUAUGUACUCUAGGUUGUGUCCUAACAUCUCAUGUUUCUACACUAAAAAAAGCUUAAGUGUCGAACCCACAAAUAAUUGUACAUCUAUUCAGUGUUUUAUAUGUACGAGUCAUACUGUUUCUGUAUUACUUCAUUCUUGGUGGGGUAGCCAAAUGGUUUAAGUGUUCGCUUGUCACGUGUAAUGCCAGGGUUCGAUUCCCGACAUGGGUACAAUGUGUGACCCAUAUCUGGUGUCCCUUAUCAAACAAUCAGAUCAUGCGUUUACUGACUGAGUUGACUGAAGCUUUAUCUUUACUCAAACAUGUACAAGUCAAAAGGAAUGUGUGCAUCGUCGGAAAGAAAUGCGAACAUUAGCGACUUGUGUGGUCAUUAAACAAUAUAUCAGGUGACUAACCACGGGUCCGGGUAGUCCUGUGGGUACCCGGGUCCUCCUCAGGACCCACCCGACCCAAGUACCCGAGUUACCCGUCCCAGCCCUAGUAUACUGAUAUCAAUUUCAUUGUGUAUGCCUGUUUUAGAGUGGGCUGUUGUCCCCAUGACAACAUGAAAUCCCUCGUAGUUAAGGACCGACCAUGUGAUAUUCAGGGGACUAGGAUGUGUAUGGAGACUAGAUAUUGUUUCACCUCCAGCUGCAAAACCAGAUAUUAAAUCUUGCAAUAAUGUUUUUUUUGUGGCGGAUAAUAUAUUUUUUCUGCAUCCUGAAGAAUAGCUAUCAGAUGGUCGGUGCCUAAAUCAUGUAGUACUGUAGAUAACCUGGGCCGGACACUGGGAAGUACUUGGUGUGUGUCCAUACGGAGACUUGCUGUCUGUUUGUUGUUGUGUUUGCUGGGUUGUACAUGCUGCCAACUGCCUCUGAACGCUACAGAUUUACAGAUUUACAAAUCUGUUGGUGAUAUACUUCAGAGAAUUACAAAUUUGAUCUGUAGUGGGAUUGAUUGUCCUAUCGGUUAAUGUUACCUCAGCACCUUGAUUGUCCUAUCAGUUAAUGUUACCUCAGCACCAGGUAUUUCUCCAUUGGCUAUUCUGUGACUCUAUGAGUUUACUUGUUGAUCACUGGAUAAAGAAAGUUGUCAGGUAAUACUGAUAUAGAAUAGCGAUCGAACGUGACGUCUUAAUCACAUGUACAGCAGACUGGCAGAGGUCAAUGUACGAAACCGUUUCUGCCAUCACUGAUAUUUAAGAUUCUGCACUGUAGGUUGGCAGCUGUUUGUGUUUCUGUGAAGUGAUGGUGCCGUAUGAACAAAGUGUGUCCCUGACUGAAUGUUGCUCCUCGGUUGCUGAUGUUGUGUGGCUGUUACCCAGUACAUCCAUAUCAGAUUCUCAUAUUUAUGUGUUGUUUGGUUUUAUUUCCUUAUCUCGGUGAGUAAGAAGUACGAAGUACCUUCCUGGCCGCCAGUGUGAGUGACCUGUCACAUUAGAACAUGUCACUAAACUGUUAAAACUGUAACAAUAUAAUUGUUUGUUCAUGAGAUUGUUAACAAUUAUUUUGUUUGUUAUACAUGUUCCCUGGAAAUAUAUAUGAAAGUUAAAUUAUUAUUGCUGCAUUUAUGAGUUAUUUUAGUAUUUUAUCCUGUGUUUAGUAAUGGAUGGUCAGGAUAUAGCUGGAUGUUAGACUGGUGUUAUACUGUAGGACGUCAGUAGGCACUCGUUUUAAACCCCUGGGGGUAUUCUGGAGGUAAAUGAGGUCACUUGUGCUUUAUGAACUCAUUUCCACUACAACAUAUGAAGAUGAAUUUCAGUUAGAUUCUGUUCAACAAGUGAUUAGUUUGUGUGGUCUGUGAUUGCAGGGCAGAUGUUUCUGUCAGUUUGUUCAGCUAAAUGUUUUAUUGGCAUUGUGAUAUAUGUAGUCACUUUUUAAUUUGCAACGUUAUUAUGUUGAAGUGGUGUUCACAAACAUAUGAGUAUUAUUUGCUUGUAUCUGUUAUUAUUUUAACCUGUGUGUCAUGUUGCUGAGAUAUUUCCCACACCACUACUCGACACUGGUCGACACGAUGUGUUGAACACAGCUACAGAUAAGCAUGAUAAGCAGCGUAUUUGCGUAAAAUACCCCCGAAAUGUUAAAACCCCAAUUACUUUCAAUUAAUUUGUGUACAGAAAUGCAUGCAAUAAAUAAAAAACUCAAAGGAUAAAAACAGCAUGCGUAAAUACCCAAUGAAACUUUUUCAGCAUGUGUACAAAGAAGCUAAUUCCCGAAACACAAUUACAAGCUAAUUUACUUUCCGAGUCAAUCCUAUAUAUUUAGAACUGAUAUAUACAUCUAAAACAUUAUUUUCUUUUUUGUAAAUCAUAAAAUGUUCACUCAUUUGGGAAAAAACCCAAUAGAGUGAUGAAUAGAUGAGUGAAGAAAUAUUGGUUACCUUAUGAUAAAUGUAAUAACCCAAUGACAAUAGAAACCUUGGAGUAAAAACUCAAUUGCUCAAAACUUACCUGGGGCUCUGGGUUGAAGACACACAGAUGCAUUGGUGCAGAGUGAGUGCCUCAUGGGAGAGAUGACAUUUUCCCCAUGUACUCCCCAAGCAUGUCCCCAAGCAUCUGAUUGGUGGAAGUGGUGUGUCAUGUUUAUAUAUAGUACACAGCAUUCAGGUACUUACGAUGGUGCACGUAUAGAUGGUCAUAUGCAGAUCCAUAGUUGCAAACACUUCUUUUGAUAUCAUCGAUGAUGGUGCAAAUUUUGUAUGUGUGGAUAAUGUCUGAGUCUUUAUUUGAGAUGUGUGACAUGUUUUUAUUGUUUGCAAUAUGAUGAAUAAAAUAAAUACAUGAA